Molecule: messenger RNA, 750 nt
Organism: Cyphellophora attinorum
Lineage: Eukaryota; Fungi; Ascomycota; Eurotiomycetes; Chaetothyriales; Cyphellophoraceae
Product: Bacilysin biosynthesis oxido BacC
Exons: 2
Coding region: 1-750 (249 amino acids)
Molecular function (GO): oxidoreductase activity
Source: RefSeq, a predicted model, not a curated record
AUGGCCGCCUCUCGUGACAAGUUGGUAGACAAGCAAGUGGUGGUCGUCGGCGGAUCUUCAGGCAUCGGCUAUGGCGCCGCCCUAGCCCUACUCGAACACGGCGCCCACGUAACAAUCAUCUCCUCAUCUCAAUCCAAAGUAGACGCCAUCACCGCCAAAGUCCAAAACGCCAAACUGAAAGGCCACGUCGGCAACGUCCGCGAUGAGGCAGCCUUUACACAACUCUUGCUCUCUCUCGCCCCAAUCGACCACCUCAUCUUCAGCGGCGUCGACAAAAUCAUCCGCGGCCCCAUCGCCGACGCUAACUUCGACGAGUGCCGCCACCUCUUCGGCGUCAAGUUCUGGGGUUCAGCAGUCUGCGGCAAAGCCGCCGCAAAGCACGACAUCAUUCGCCCCGGCGGCUCACUAACCCUCACCUCCGGCACUGGCGGCGUGGAUCCCGGCGUGACAGCAAGUAUUGGCGGGGCGCUGAACGCUGGCCUGUUCACGAUGACCAGGGGCUUGGCGCAGGAGUUGAAGGAGAAGAAGAUCAGGGUCAAUUGUGUGGUGCCAGGUAUCGUUGCGACGGAGCUGUGGGAUAAAAUGGGAAUGGAGGACCAAGAAACGAAGCUGAAGAAGAUGGGUGAUGCCUUGCCGGUGGGCUUUUGUGGUACGCCAGAGCAUAUUGCUGAGGCGUAUUUGUAUGCUGUGAGGGCUGACUAUGCUACUGGGUCUUUGAUCACGAUUGAUGGCGGUGGCUCCUUGCAUUGA